AAACUCCACACACAACACCGAGAACAACAUCGCCUUUCUUCUCAGAAGAGUGUGGAAGAAGAGAGUCGAAGAUGACGGAACCACGCCAGCGUCCACGCGCCAAAGGCCAACCCAUUUUUAACCAAAAUGACCUCAAUGAGCUGCUCUACGCGUUUGGCGACAGCGCGCAACCACUCUCCACUACAGUCACCACCCUCGACGAGAUUCUCGCCGACUUCAUCAUUGAAACAUGCCAUGCAGCCGCUCUCUGCGCAUCCUACUCGCGCCGCCAAAAGAUCAAAAUCGACGACUUCCGCUGGGUACUGCGCAAAAACCCGGCUCUGCUGGGGCGUGUGAAUGAACAGCUGUUUCGUGAAAAGUACAUCAAGAAUCAGCGACGACUUGUGGACUUUGAUGCGUACGGAAAGGAAGGCGCUGCGGAGUUGGCGGACAUCGCUGCGGCAGGCGGGGCGGAUGAGAGUGAUCUGAAGGCUGGGAAGAAGGGGAGGGGACGUAAGAAGAAGAGGAAGGCAGAGGAUGAAGGUGGCGCAGGUGGAAGCAAGAAGGCAAAGGGGAUAUGAAGUUGGUGAAGAAGUGGGCGGAGGCGAUGCUUGAGAAGAGGAGCUUCGCGCGUGGUUGAUGCGAUGACAAUUCUUUCAGCGAUGGCGUUGGUUGGACAUAUGGAUGCAUUACGAUACCCAGCAUGGCACAUGGUUUCAAGCGUGUCUUGAUCAAUUUCCUAUUCCCAGAAGUGGACACUGUUUCUGCAUGGAAGCUAUGCGUUCUGGUUUUUGUCCGAAUGGACAUGGCAGUUCGUAUAUACUAAUAAGCUAUAGCAGAAACUCAGAUAAUAACCCAUGUUAGCAACUAUAGACGCUCAACAGAACGAGCGGUCCUGAU
Messenger RNA from Sphaerulina musiva SO2202, 879 nucleotides. Its product is annotated as TFIID-18kDa-domain-containing protein. The transcript has a single exon. Gene Ontology annotation, cellular component: transcription factor TFIID complex. Bases 72 to 560 code for a protein of 162 amino acids. The record is from RefSeq and is a predicted model, not a curated record. Lineage: Eukaryota; Fungi; Ascomycota; Dothideomycetes; Mycosphaerellales; Mycosphaerellaceae. Gene Ontology annotation, molecular function: protein heterodimerization activity. Gene Ontology annotation, biological process: RNA polymerase II preinitiation complex assembly; transcription by RNA polymerase II.